Messenger RNA from Aspergillus clavatus NRRL 1, 1491 nucleotides. RefSeq names its product MFS transporter. The transcript has 3 exons. Gene Ontology annotation, molecular function: transmembrane transporter activity. The record is from RefSeq and is a predicted model, not a curated record. The coding region runs from base 1 to 1491 and encodes 496 amino acids. Gene Ontology annotation, biological process: transmembrane transport. Lineage: Eukaryota; Fungi; Ascomycota; Eurotiomycetes; Eurotiales; Aspergillaceae.
AUGGAACAAAAGAUGGCGGAAAGCAUCGACAGACAAAGUUCUCCUACAAAAUCGCAGAAGCAAGACGUACAACAACCCUGUCCCCAGACGGAGGAGGACCAUCUCGUCUGGUGGGAUGGUGAGAACGAUCCCGCGAACCCAUUGAACUGGCCCCCAUUCAUCAAAUGGCUUCAUGUCGCCAUCAUCUCCUCGGGUACCUUCACCAUACCCCUGGCCUCAUCCAUCGUCGCUCCCGGCGUGAUCCAACUGGCAAACGAUUUCCACACCAACGAUCAGCUUCGCGAGACUAUUGUCGUCUCCAUCUUCGUUCUGGGACUCGCCUUCGGUCCCCUUCUCGUCGCCCCCCUGUCGGAGUUAUACGGCCGCUGGAUCUGUUACACCGUAUCCAACACCCUGUACACCGUCUUCACGAUUGCCUGCGCAGUCUCGAGCAAUAUGUCGAUGCUCAUAGUCUUUCGAUUCUUUGCCGGUGCGACGGGUUCCACGCCUCUCACGAUCGGAGGCGGGACCAUCGCGGACAUGUUCCCCGUGCAGGAGCGAGGAUUGGCUCUCUCGUUUUUCACCUUGGGUCAGGCGGCAGCACCGGCAAUCGGACCUGUCGCGGGGGGGGGGGGGUUCUUGACGCAGGGCUUGAGUUGGAGGUGGGUGUUCUGGCUCCUGACGAUCGUGAAUGGAGUCAUUGCUGCCGCACAAAUCCUGCUCUCCCGAGAGACAUAUGCGCUGACCAUUCUGGAGCGCAAGGCAAAACGACUGCGCAAGGAGACGGAUAACCAGCUCCUCCGAUCGAAACUCGACAAGGGGAUGACCCCCAGGCUUCUCGUCCACAACUUCAUCCGCCCCAGCAAGAUGCUGCUGCUCUCGCCCAUCACGCUGCUCAUCGCCCUCGCCUGUGCCGUCAUGUAUGGCAUCCUCUAUCUGCUCGUGACGACCUUCCUCUCCGUCUUCCAGACCACCUACCACUUCUCCAUCGGCAUCUCCGGGCUGGCGUACCUGGGUAUGGGCAUCGGCAACAUCCUGGGCUUGAUCGUGUUUUCCAUGACGAGCGACCGCUACGUCGUCGCGCAGGCCGCGCGCUUCGGCGCCGCAAAACCCGAACACCGGCUCCCGCUCAUGAUCCUCUCCGGACCCAUCAUCGCUAUCGGCCUGUUUUGGUACGGCUGGAGUGCCCGGGCGAAACUGCACUGGAUCAUGCCCAUCCUGGGCUCUGGCAUCGUGGGCCUGGGCAACAUGUUCUUCUUCAUGCCCAUGGUCGGGUACCUGGUGUCCGACGCCUUCCCUGUUUAUGCGGCGUCAGCCAUCGCGGCAAAUGCCGUGCUCAGAUCCAUUGGCGGAGCGCUUUUGCCGUUGGCCGGGUUUCGGAUGUAUGAUACUCUGGGAUACGGAUGGGGGAACUCGGUCCUGGCGUUCAUGGCUUUGGUCUUUACUCCGUUGUUGAUUGUGAUCUACUGGUACGGGGAAUAUAUUCGGACCAGGUGGCCGGUGAAUUUGUAG